AUGCUAACAAACAUUUUUGUAAAACGAAAAGCGAGUUUUAUAAUAUUGAAUUUUAUUUAUUUUUUAUUAUUGCUUAUUCGCAAAUAUGGCUCGAAAAAAAUCUUUAUAUACUGUACAAUACUUCAGUCAUUGUUGUUUCCGGUAGUUGUUAUUCUAACACAAAUUUCAAAUGUUACAUUAUUUUGGAUUGUUUUAAUUUUGGUGCUGACGAUCAUACGACUCUGCGUGGAAGGUUCUGCAAUAACGAUAGCUUUAUUUUUAAAUAAUUCCGUCGAAGCAGAUUUGACGUGUACAGCUAACGGCAUCGGGAUGACAGUGUCGGCUAUUGGGAGGACCAUUACCCCGUCGUUAUUUGGAUCGCUAUUUUCUUGGUCACUUCACAAUGUUGAAAAGACCGCAAGACAUGAACAAGCUCUUCGUUUCCCAUUCAAUCAAUACUUUGCUUUUUUUAUUUUAGCUUUUUGUGGAAUAGCUAGUGCAUGUGUUUGUCUGCAUAUGUCAAAUAGCAUUAACUAUAAAAAAAAGAUUGUAGAACAAACUUAAAUAAAAAAUAUUUUAGAACAUAUUAUAUUCGACUAAAAUACUUUCUUGGAAGCUUCUCGUAGCAUAUUACUACACCAUCAGGUAAAAUGAAUUACGAAGAAAGUGGAUUACCAUAAUGUACACCUAAAGUUAAA
Molecule: messenger RNA, 677 nt
Organism: Hydractinia symbiolongicarpus
Lineage: Eukaryota; Metazoa; Cnidaria; Hydrozoa; Anthoathecata; Hydractiniidae
Exons: 5
Coding region: 1-543 (180 amino acids)
Molecular function (GO): transmembrane transporter activity
Source: RefSeq, a predicted model, not a curated record